Molecule: messenger RNA, 1913 nt
Organism: Ostrea edulis (European flat oyster)
Lineage: Eukaryota; Metazoa; Mollusca; Bivalvia; Ostreida; Ostreidae
Exons: 3
Coding region: 101-1882 (593 amino acids)
Source: RefSeq, a predicted model, not a curated record
UCAUAUAUAAAAUCUGGUGAUAACUUUGUCUUUCGGAGCAGUUCGGUGGAUUCCAUCUAUCGAAGGCUACGGCAGGUUUCAGUCUCAUCCAGUCCGGUAAAUGAUGAGGUGCAUUCUCCCUCUAGUCAGUUUAUUUGCUGCGGCCUUCUGUGCCACGCAUGCACCAGCAACAACCGUAGAUCCACAAGAGGCUCGAAUGAAGUACCUCGAAAAUAGCCUGGAGAAUUUGGCACGUCAGACCAUGCUUCAGCAGCUGUUUGUAGAUGAACGAGCUCGGUCCGACGGUGAUUCUGGAAUUAAACAGGCACGGCUUACUCGCAAGGGAACCCGAUCCUACCACUCUGACACGGCUGGUCAAGACGCAGUGAACGGUAUUCACGAUCACAGUAACAACAAAUUCUUGAUUGGAAUGGGGGAGGUAGAUGUUGUUAUUAAUGGGGUAGAUUUCCGUACCAGACAUAAUGACUUCGAGCUUCGCAUGCCAAGCAAAACAAAUCAAAAUUUCCAUGCAACGGAGCACAUCGCCUUACCACCAGUUCCUCCAUCAGUCUUAAGUAAACACACGGUCGCAGAACAGAUCUCGGAAAUGCAAAAUUAUUUCAAAGCAUGGAAAUAUCAAGAUCAUCGUCUUAGAGAUUACAGGCCUUACUUUAAAGCUGUCAUGUGCUACAUGGAAGGAGCGUGGACCAAGAACAUAAAAUCGGUUCAGGAUCAAUUCCCAACUGAUCGACAUUCCAUGGGAGUAGGAGACUGGUCGGAUCUUGAACAAAGAAAUCGUUUUACAUCAUACACAGGGGGAAAGAACCCGUCUGAAAAUUUGGCCUACUUACCUAAAACGAUAAUAAAUGUGAAGAAUGGGACUGUUGAAUACGCCCAAUGGAAUUAUAGGAUUAUUUGUCACCCUUUGAAAAAGGACGUUCCUUUGAAAAUAUUUGAACCCAUUGACGAUAUUGGUACUAGAUUAGCAAAGAAGUAUAACACAAGGCAAUUGGCACAAACCAAGGCCUCCAGAUUUAACCUAGCAGCCUAUGAGCGAGUAGGUCAUUAUGAUCCCGAUCUUGGAUAUGGAUGGAUAUCAGAUGUUGGGUACAGCAUGGGUCUUCUGGACGAAUACAUGAGUGAAAUUCCCGGCAAAAACAACUACCCUGGCCAUUUAAUCGAUGAUACAUUUGGUAUGAAAAUGUUUCAUCCCACAAUCAGGGGUCAAGUAUUAAACACUGCUUACUACCACAGACGAUACAAAUACGAUAGACCAGGGGCCAUGGGAACAACUACUGCUAACCGUGGAUAUGUCGAUGCUAACAUGUGGACUGCGCAAACAAACAGUGAUCACAUUUCAGGUAUUGAACUGACUGACUGCCAGAAAAAGAACGGGAAAAGAGUGUGCACAAACUACUUUCCAAAAUAUACCUAUGCGAUACCCCUAGAGAUAAUUUACAUGACGCCUCUGUUGUCUUGGAACCCUCAUAAUCUGCAAUAUCACUCAGAACACGAUGCUGAUGUCCAUAUAACAACUGGAGGGCGCUAUGGUGGAUUCAAUACAUCAAAUGCAUUUAGAGGGAUCAGCGAAAAACACUUCUACAUGACCCCUAAAGAGUUUUUUGGAGAACUUGGAAAUGCAGUCUACCAGGAAGCCGAGGACAACGCAGUUGGUGUUCUUGAUCGUCACGGUAAAGUUCAACAAGUUUUGGCUUCCGGAACACGCGUCUUCCUUCCCAGUAUAACUGGUGUAGGCCGUAUGCGAACUAGAUUUCCGAUUUCACCAAUGUAUAAAGAUGGUUCUAGUGAAUACAAAGAACUGGAUGCCGUGAAAGAGCUUGUCAACUUCAUCGACUCGCACUCCUCACUUUUGCAAGAACCACCUCCUACGCAUGGAAAAUGAUUAUUUGAAUAAAAGUUUCAUUAGUACAAAA